GGAACUGUCAAAUAAAUUAGUCAAGACGACGCAUUCGUUGCAGUCGAGAGUGAAAUCUUCACCAAGAUGUAUACAAACGGUAGCUUUCAUAGCCAAAUUGGCAACAAUGACUGCAAAAUCUAGUGAAAAUUUAAACAGAAAUCAUAAAAGUGCAACAUUAAGAUAUUUUUCACAAUCUAACGAAAGUGUUAAUGAAAUUCAUUCAACUUUUAAUGAAAAAUCAUUAACAUUAGAUGGACGAUUGCCAUUAGAUGAGUUCAACAAAUUUAAAAACGCUGAUUUUGUGCGAAACAAAAAGAGUUGUUUAAGAUCUUUUAAUAUAAGUGGAGCCCAUUUAAGUCAUCUUAAGGAAAAUAAAACAAAAAAUUUGCGACCUGAAAGCUACACACCCAAUGACAGUCACUUUCCCCAAGUUUCAGCAGCUGGUGGAAAGAUUCACUGGGCAAAGCGUGACGAAAUUCUUCCGAAGAAAACUUCAGUUGGUGACGAAAUGUCAGUGAAAUCAAACAAAAUUCAUAGCAACAAUAAAACCUCCGCUGCUGAUAAUUGCGACACAAAACUUAAGAAAGAUGUUGUUGCUCAAAAGUUUUCCAAUCAUGACUCGAAAAAAGAAUCAAUUUCAUCAUCAGCGGGAUCACUUAACUCGUCAGCUUCUUCAAACACAAAUUCGGCAAGUCGAAAGUUCAGUUUUAAGACGACGCCAUCAACAACAUCGACUUACAUGAAUAAGAAAAUUGCUGCUACGAGUAAUGGUAACAAAGUAGCACAAAUCGCUCAACGCUUUAAUCAAAUGAUCCAGCAGGAUGCCACUUUGCUAGACGAAGUAAAAAAGCGUGGAACAGUUGUGUUGCAUCGAUCAGGUGGUUGUGUUUUUAAAAUAAAAGAAGAGAAAGUUGAUAACAAGCCAGCAUCAAAUCAUAAGAAGUCUUAUAAUGACGAUGCAUCAGACGAUGCUGCGAGCUUACCAAGCAUUGGAAAAAACAGCACAAGGAGGAAAAGUUCUUUAAGGAAGCGGCCAAGUAUUAGAAUUCUCAUUGAAUCACCACGCAAGGAUGUUAAAGGUGGAAAUGUUUUAUCAAAAAAGCAACUUUAUGAAACAAACAUUUUAAACAAAGAAACGAUUGUCAUCAAACCCAAAGUUCCAGACAAAAGUGAACGAGUUCUAGCAAAGACCAAGGAACUAAAGCACAAAAAACUUAAUGAAAUUGCAAAGACUGAAACGACAGUGCCAGAAAUUAAUGUCGCUUCGACUAAAGUAGAAGAUGAGAAGCUUGAGGCAAAUUGUGAGAAUGAGAUUAGCGCUUCAAUGCAACUGCCAGUAAAAGAUCAUAAGAAAAACAACUUCCAAAAGAUAUAUGAUAAGAUUUCCUUCAGACCUACAUUCCUAUAUGGAAAGAAAACUAGCAAAGAUGGCCCGAUAAUUGAAGUAGACAAUAAAAUAGUUGAAGUUGAUGAGCAGAAAUGCGAUAAGAUGCAAGUUGACAUUACAAAAGAUGUUGAAGAUGAACUCGAAUUUCAGUCAAUUGAUUUGAAUCUUAAUGUUUACUUCAACAAUGAAAAUUUAUCGUCGAAUACAAAAGAUUUGAGUACGAUGGAAUUGGAAUUGGAUAGCAACAACAGUGAAGGUUUUAAUCAUAAUUAUACCGACAAAUCCGACCCAUCGGCGGUGAAACCAAAUGAAUCGUUUCUGUUCCGUUCGCAUUUGAGUGCUAAAAUUGAGACUGCGAGUGAUGCUUUCUUUCGUGGUAUGCUUAUUGAGACUCCCAUCGAAUCACAGCUUCAAGAAGAAAAUGAACCAAUUGAGAAAAUUGAGAAGUCUAUGACGGAAAUAAUUUUGAAUGUUCCCAACUCAUCAGAUAUUGUUCAUGAAAAUGGUUAUGAAGUCAUUUCACGAUGUUCACAAGGCGAACCAAUUCCGAUUGAAACUCAUGACGUUGAUAGAAGUAACGAUAACAAUAACGAUGAUCAUGAGAACAUUUAUCAAUCACUUUGUGAAGUUAAAGGGGAAACUGCAAGCAUUCGAAGCUAUGAAUCUUUUGAAAACUACGAUGAGAUUGCGCAAAAUAUUUUAGACAAUAAGAUUAGUUUGGCAGAGCUUAUAAAAAGUGAAGAUGAUUACAUAUUGCCAGAAAAGGCGCCAGAACUGCCUGCGCCAAGAAAAAACACGAUACCUAAGAUUUCAUCGCCGAUUUUGACAUCAACGACCUCAAAUCUAGUUAAGUCCGAUAUCCAAGUGCCAAAGCUCAAACUAAAUUACGAACUUCAGAAAUCGAAUAGCUGUGCUUCAACAACUUAUGAAAGAAUUAAAUACGAUCAAUUAACGAUACUUGGUCAACAACAGCAGCAACUAAUAAACGUUCCACUGCCACCAAGAAACGAUGAACAUUCCUGUGCUGGUGAAAACUUUUACGACACAAUAAAGAAUGGCGAUAACCAAUCGUUGAUAAUCCCGUAUGAUAAAAUCAGCGGGAAAAAAGAUAAGAAGCUUAAUUCGAAUGAUGAGAACAACUCAUUUAACGAUGAAAACGAUAAUCCAUAUAAAAAUUCCAAAAACGACACAAUGUCAAUUAUUUCGAAUUGUUAUGAAAGUAUUAGCUUGAAGCAAAAUUAUUCAACAAUAAAUCAAAUAUUGAGGCAUGCAAUAUCGACGUCAACAUUAACGUCAGAACAUCGAAUUAAUAGCAUUUAUGGUACUAUGGUUGGACAAAGCUUAACACCGCCAAGUGAUCGAAGUACGAGUGAUAACAGUGAUGAAUGGAUUGACUUAUCAGAUGAAGAAAAUGACGUCGGAAAUGUCACUGACAAUCGUUUCAUUGUAUUUUGUAAGAAAUCCAGAAGUCAUAAAAAUCCCGAUUGGUCGACACUGGUUCGUCAAAAACUGGAUGAAUGGAAUGACGAUUCAGAUCAUCAUUAUGAGUCACUUUAUUCAAUUCAACAACAGCGUGCAGUGUUAGAAGGGAAGAUUGAGAAACCGUUAACACAACGAAGUGAAGUUGACUUUGACAUUUAUCGAGAGAAUGUUGAAGAUUAUGAUUCAUUCGACGACAGUGAUGAAGAGCAUCAUUCUGAUCAGUUGAAGAUUAACGAUGAGAUUAAAGAUGAAAAGCUUCCAGAACCUCCACAAAGUACUGGUCAAGUGUACGCUUUCGUUCAAAGAAUUAAAAACUUCGGUUCGAUAUCUAAAAAUGAAAUCUCCAAAGGCAUCAGUAAGAUUGCUAAGAAGCGUGUAAGUCUAGGAAAGCUUCCAACAUCAAGAUCGCAAUUUUAUGAAAGCAAUCAGAUAAAUGAAGAGACUGUAUACAAUCCUCCCAAAUAUGAAAGCAAAAGCUUAGGGAAAAAGUCUCGAGGUUUAUCGAAACUUCAAAAGCUUGGCAGACUUACAAUCAAUAAACUUCCAACAAACUUUUCCCUUGAUCAUCCAUUUGAUCAUUCAGAAUAUCAACGAACAUCGCAAAGCAGCUUGAAAGAAAGUGAGAGCAAUUCUAGUCCUAACAAUUUAAGCAAAUCCAUGAGCAAUUUCAACUCUGUUGAGAAUGAAGCUGAAUUUCAAUGCUCGAAAAAUAAAAACGAAAAAAGCUUAAAAUCGAAGUUUCGUAAAGGAAGCGCGCCGUCAUUCAGUUCAUCGUCAACUUCCAAUAUUUAUGGUUCUUUGGCAAGUAAAAACAGCACAUUUUAUGUCACUGACUCCCUUGACGUUGAUUCAGGAAUUUUCGCUGUUAAUGAGAAAUCAACAAGCUCGCCCGAUAACUCAAAUCUCAACUUGAAUUCCAACUCAACUUCAAAUGUUAAUUGUGAUUUGAAACGACGUUCAAUUGCUGCUAUCAACACCAGUCGUCCUAAUGAUCCACCACCACCACCACCUUCAGAAAGUGCUUCAAGAUCACGUGGAUCGACUUCUUGGUAUGCUGAAUGUGGUUUGUUUAAGAACGAAGAUGUUCAUCUCGAUGAAGAACAUGUCGGGGAUGAGAAACAUGAGAAAGUUUCAGCUUCGUGGUAUUCCGAUAGUGGAUUAUAUCAAACAAGCAGCAAUUCAGUUGCAAGUUCAAGCGGAAGUUCAGGUGUGUCAACAGGUGGCGAAUGCAGUCCAUGUGGCGAUGAAAACUCUCAUAGCAUGUUUCUAAAUGAGCCGCUUUAUCAACUGUAUACGGCUGCUAAGUUAGAGUCAAUCUCGUCAAGUGAGUUUGAGCCGGAAAUUGAAUCCGAUGGUUAUGAAGAGAUUAGCAAAAAAGAUCUGCAAGAGAUUGUCGAUAAAAAGCCGUCAAGGCCUUCAGCUUUGCAACUUAUCGAGCCGAAUCAAGGACCUUCAAGAACGCUUUGGAGUGAAGUACCCGAAGUUAUUCAAUCGGGAAUUUUUAAUAAACUAAGUCAGAAUGAAAAGCGAAUGCAGGAAGCAAAAUUUGAGAUUUUAACAUCAGAAGCUUCUUACUUGAAGUCUUUGAAUCUUCUUCGAUCGCAUUUCAUGAAUCAUCCAGCAUUUCGUGAUCCACAAAAUCUCGAUCCAACUGAUCGCAAAACUUUGUUCUCUUACAUCGUCCCAGUUUUGGAAUGUUCUGAUAGACUUUUAUGCGAUUUAGAAAGUUGUUGGCAAGAUAACAUUAUGCUUGUGAAUCUUCCGAAGAAUAUUUUUAAGCAUGCUGAGAAGCAUUUUCAUGUUUACAUUUCUUAUUGUGAACAUCAAGGAAGAUUAGAUCGAACACUCAAAAGAUUAAAGGAAUCAAAUGUUUCAUUUAAAGAAACUUUAGAUGCACUUGAAAACGAUUCAGUGUGCUGUGGAUUGAACUUGCAUUCAUUUCUGAUGCUUCCAAUGCAACGAAUAACUCGUUUGCCUUUAUUAAUCGACGCAGUCAUGACAAAGUUGAAAUCUAAUGAUGAAGAGUUUGAUGACUGGAAAAUGACUUUAGCAAUUUUAAACAAGAUUGUUUAUCAAUGUAAUCAAGCUGCCAACCGAUGCGAACAAGCUUUUGAAAUGGAAGUGCUAUCAAAACAAAUUGAGUUUCCAGCAAACAUUACUCCUUUUCCAUUAAUUCCAUUCAAUGUCACAACUAACAAUCGACUACCACGAACAUUAGUCAGACGUGGUGAACUUGUUCAUAUCAUUUAUCGUGGUGAUGAUGCAAAGCUCACGUUUGGUAAGAAAACGACAAUCAAGAAGAACAUUUAUUGCUUCCUUUUCACUGACAUUGUGAUUCUGACGAAAAAGAAGAGUGACGAGUCAUUCCUCGUGUUUGACUACUGCCAAAGAUCAUUACUUCAACUUUCGUCUGGUGAUGUCAUUCCACAGCUACCAGCUAAAGAUGUCAACAAUGCUGGAAAGUUUAUAAUGUUUAUGUCGCUUCUUGAAAAUUGUAUUGGAAAACCAAUUGAUCUGAUACUUUCAUGUCCAUCGGAAACUGAACGACAAAGGUGGUUGCAAGCAACAGCACCACCAACAUCUGAAAAUCCUUACGAAACUUUAUACGAACAAUGGGACUGUCCUCAAGUGGUUGUAAAGCAUGCAUAUCAAGCCUUAGAGCCUGAUGAACUGACACUCGAUAUUGGAGAUGUUGUUAAUGUAUUGAAAAAGAUGAAAGACGAUGGUUGGUAUUAUGGUGAAAGAAUCAGAGAUGGAGCUCAAGGUUGGUUCCCUGGAAAUUAUACUGAAGAAGUUCAUUCAUCUCAUGUGAGAGCGAGAAACCUAAAACAACGUCAUCGUCUUCUUCUUUACACAGCAACUUAUUUGGAAUCACAAAAGGAGCCAAGCUUAAAAAAGAAAUGA
This is a messenger RNA of Clunio marinus, 5755 nucleotides long. Lineage: Eukaryota; Metazoa; Arthropoda; Insecta; Diptera; Chironomidae. The record is from the annotation of a GenBank genome assembly.